Messenger RNA from Dama dama (fallow deer), 933 nucleotides. RefSeq names its product kallikrein related peptidase 15 (gene KLK15). Gene Ontology annotation, molecular function: serine-type endopeptidase activity. The record is from RefSeq and is a predicted model, not a curated record. Gene Ontology annotation, biological process: proteolysis. The transcript is spliced from 5 exons. Lineage: Eukaryota; Metazoa; Chordata; Mammalia; Artiodactyla; Cervidae. The coding region runs from base 1 to 771 and encodes 256 amino acids.
AUGUGGCUUCUCCUCACCUUCUCCUUCCUGCUGGCGUCUGCAGGUGAGGACGACAGUGACGAGGUGCGGAGGGGUGAGGAGUGUGUGCCCCACUCCCAGCCAUGGCAGGUGGCGCUCUUCGCUCAUGGACGCUUCAACUGCGGUGCUUCCCUCAUCUCGCCGCAAUGGGUGCUGUCUGCAGCCCACUGCCAAACCCGCUUCCUGAGAGUGCGGUUGGGCGAGCACAAUCUGCGCAAGCGCGAUGGCCCGGAGCAACUGCGGACGGUUUCUCGCAUCAUCCCACAUCCGCGAUACGAAGCGCGGCACCACCGCCACGACUUGAUGUUGCUGCGUCUAACCCGACCCGUCCGUGUCACCGCCGAAGUGCGCCCGGUCCCGCUGCCCGCGCGCUGCCCCCAGGCCGGCGAGGCCUGCGUGGUGUCCGGCUGGGGCCUGGUGGCUAACAAGGAGCCUGGGGCCACAGGGAGCCCCGAGUCACAAGUGAGACUCCCGGAUACAUUGCACUGUGCCAACAUCAGCAUUAUCUCCACCGCGUCUUGUAAUAAGGACUAUGCGGGGCGCCUGAUGGACACCAUGGUGUGUGCUGGCGUGGAGGGCGGAGGCAUCAACUCCUGUGAGGGUGACUCUGGGGGACCGUUGGUCUGUGGGGGUGUCCUGCAGGGCAUUGUGUCCUGGGGUGAUGUCCCCUGCGACACGACCACCAAGCCCGGCGUCUACACCAAAGUCUGCAGCUACUUGGAGUGGAUCAAGGAAACCAUGAAGAGGAACUGACCAUUUGGGCCUACCACCUGUGUCCCAGCAGCCCCAUCCUGACCUGGGACAGAACUGGGCCAUCCCCCCCCGAGACCCGGUCCAAGACCCAGAGGUUAGCCAUGGACUUGCCUGUCUGAGACCAGAGCUGGUGAUCAUGGUCACCUGUUUGAUACCAAAAUA